CUCGCCUCGACAUGAUGUUUCGGAGGGCAUCAUUUGUUACGCACUUUGACCGGUUAUCCGUUUAUUGACCCGCUCGAGCCCCACUCGGCCAGUAAGCGCUCGUUCAUCCAUUCAUGAAGGGGAUUCCAGCGUGUUGUUAAAAAAAUGAACUGCAGUCAUUUAGUUGCCCUUCAAGCUUAGGACGUCUGCGUGUGAAUCAGAGGAGAGCGACGACACCCGCCGAGACAUGGCUCGCCUGCUUGUUUUGGUCAACUCCGUGGUCCUGUUGCUCUUUGGCAGCGACAUGUUCUUGGUAGGAGCGAACAGGCCACCAGCUCCCGUCAACGUGUCCGUCAUGCACCUGCGGGCCGACUCGGCAACUGUUUCCUGGGAGGUUCCAGAGGGGGAUAUAAUAAUUGGCUUCUCUAUCUCACAACAGAGGCAGGAAGGACAUAUGCAGCGAUUCAUUCGGGAAGUCAACACCACCAGCCGCUCUUGUGUCCUUUGGGACCUGGAGGAAGAGACAGACUACAUCAUCCAGGUCCAGUCAAUUGGCCUCUAUGGGGAAAGCCAAGCCAGCAAGAAAGUCCAUUUUCGCACCCUCAAGAAGUCAGACCGCUUCCCCUCCAACAGCUCCAAUCAAGAUGACCCCACUGUGCAGGGCCUGGACAAGUCCCGCCACCUACAGACAGGAGAGAUGAUCAUAAUUGUGGUGGUCUUGGUCAUGUGGGCAGCUGUUAUUGCCCUGUUCUGCCGGCAGUAUGACAUCAUCAAGGACAACGACUCCAGCAACAAUAAGGAGAAGGCCAAGCCGUCGUCCGAGCGGAGCACGCCGGAGCAUCACAGCGGAGGGCUGCUGAGGAGCAAGUUUCAUCCGUCUGUGCCAUCCAUCAACAUCAUUGAAGUUUGAGAAGAAGGAAGCCGAAGUUAAACUCCUCUCUCUCUUCCACCAUCGAUGCAUUUUCCACCUUUUUCACUGAUGAGGAAAAAAAAGUUUCCACGGGUCUUCAUCUGUGAAUAAGGCUGACUGAGGCUGUCUUACAAGAGACACACAUGCAUGCACACAGUAUUUGUAGGAAAACACUGAGCUACGGAUACACACUCCCAUCCACACACCCCUACAGUAUAUACACACACACACAAACACACACACGCGCACAGUACAGUACAUUAGCUACCAGAAACCUACUCCUGCAGGUCGACUAGAACAUAACUGAAUGUUAACCCGUGGUGCAGUUACAUUGAUGUCUUUGCCAGGUGCUUGGUAUGUUAUUGCAAUACAACACACACAAUAACACAAUACAACUGAUCAUCUCUGGGAGGCCUGUCUUCAUGACUUUAAAUACGCAACGUAUUUUUGAUAUCGGCAUGUGCACGCCCACCUGCUUUCAGCCCCGAAUAAACCAACAUUCUCCAUUAGAGGUAGUGUUAACAUAUCGUCUGACCACAAAUGUAUAUUACCUGAGUGCUGCGGGCAGAUUGUUAAUGAGGAGAGACAGCAAAUACAUGUGUCCAAAAUCCAUUUGUAAGAACCACCACAGCAACAUGUCUUAAUGUUUUCUAAUUAUUGAAUUUAAAAUAGCAUUUUCUGGGCAACAUUGUAUUUUUUCAUAUUUCAUACAUAACAAACAUGAUGUCUGUACAUAUUUCAUUCAUUUACUAAAUGAA
This is a messenger RNA of Chelmon rostratus (copperband butterflyfish), 1647 nucleotides long. It is a transcript of the gene fndc4a, whose product is annotated as fibronectin type III domain containing 4a. The record is from RefSeq and is a predicted model, not a curated record. Gene Ontology annotation, molecular function: protein binding. Lineage: Eukaryota; Metazoa; Chordata; Actinopteri; Chaetodontiformes; Chaetodontidae. The transcript has 6 exons. The coding region runs from base 227 to 889 and encodes 220 amino acids.